AUCAAAAACGACAAACAACCGUGAGUACAGUCGGUCCGCGCGGACUCACGGACUUAAUUUCAGAUAUUAUUUUUGGAAAAAAUUCACAACUUUAUAUUAUUUUCUAUUAGUUUUAAAAAUUUCACAAUUGUUGAAAGAAGGCAUUAAUGGUGAUCAUGUAUGAGUUGGAUAUAUAAUAAAACAAUCAGUCCGAAGUAACGAGAAAAUCAAUCAGAAGUUUCAACCACUUUCGAUCCUUCAUCAUCUUUUAAGAGGCAUGGCAUCAUCGGAUAAUCCCGAGAUCCUUGACAGGGGUUUCAAGGACAAAGAUGAUAAAGAGGAAAAAAAUGACGGAGAAAAGGGUGGAUUCAUUGAUAAAGUGAAGGAUUUCAUUCAUGAUAUUGGUGAGAAGAUUGAAGAAACUAUAGGGUUCGGAAAACCCACUGCAGAUGUUACUGACAUUCACAUCCCUAAAAUCAAUCUUGAAAAGGCAGACAUUGUCGUUGAUGUCUUGGUGAAAAACCCGAACCCAGUGCCAAUCCCCCUUAUCGACAUUAAUUACUUGAUUGAGAGUGAUGGCAGGAAACUAAUAUCCGGGUUGAUCCCCGAUGCUGGUACCAUCCACGCCCACGGCUCUGAGACUGUCAAAAUUCCUCUGACUUUGAUAUAUGAUGACAUCAAAAGCACCUAUGCUGACAUCAAGCCCGGAAGUAUCAUUCCUUACAAGAUUAAGGUUGAUCUUAUAGUGGAUGUGCCUGUUUUUGGCAGGCUGACUCUACCUCUGGAGAAGAAUGGAGAGAUACCAAUUCCAUAUAAGCCUGAUAUUGACCUUGAAAAGAUUAAGUUUGAGAGGUUUUCUUUUGAGGAAACGGUCGCCAUACUUCAUGUGAAGAUUGAAAACAAAAAUGAGUUUGAUCUGGGGCUCAAUGCCCUUGAUUAUGAGGUUUGGCUGGCUGAUGUGAGCAUUGGUGGUGCUGAAUUGGAAAAAUCAGCUAAGAUCGACAAAAAUGGUAUCAGUUAUGUUGACAUUCCCAUUACUUUUAGGCCAAAGGACUUUGGCUCUGCUCUUUGGGACAUGAUCAGAGGUAGAGGAACUGGCUACACCAUGAAAGGAAACAUCAACGUGGACACACCUUUUGGGGCGAUGAAGCUACCAAUCAGCAAAGAGGGUGGCACUACUCGCUUAAAGAAGAAUAAGGAAGAUGGGGGUGAUGAUGAUGACGACGAGGAUUGAAGAGUAACCCCGUAAUGGAAGUUUGGAAAUGUCACACUUCAAGUUUCUUACACGGUUUGUUUCGGAGCUGUAGUACACAAACAGAGGCAACUUCAGUUGUAUUACUUAAAUAGCUUCUAGUAGUAUAAUGGACAGGACUUUUCUCAGAAUCUGUCUGUACUCUGUAGUUUGGGGUUUCUUUUGUUUGGUUGGCCUCAGGAUGUCGCAGACAUUUUGUGCAUGCUUUCAUUUUGUCUGAAGCACUGCUUAUUGUAUUUUGAUAUCUGAAACUAUAUGACGAAAUGUUACUACGAUGUUCGUUAUUUGGAAAUGGUUGGUACAUUUUACUGAUCCAAUGUUGACAUGAGAAGGUUGGCUUGUUAGACCUGACAUUGUGUUUUUUUUUGCAUUACAUGGAACCACAGUUGCAACUAUGAAGUUGUUGCUAUUACAGGUUUCAUUCAUUUCGUUGUGUAGUUUGAUUUGGAGUUUAGGUGAGGUUUCAUGUAUUUGUAUGGCAAGGUAAGAACUGAAGGGACUUUGGUUUUGGUCCCAAACUGAAGAAGGCAUGUGAAGUUUGAUGGUUGAUAUUGCUGCUGAUUACAAUUUAGCUUCCUCCCCUUUGCGGUGGGGGGGGUAAUAGACAAUAAAUAGGUAGGGGGUAGCAGACAAUAAAUAGGUUCUACCACAUCCUUUUUAGAAUUGCGUGUCAGAUUUUCAUGCCGGAGUACUGGCACCAUAUUUGUUGUGACCACCAGGGCAUGGCGCCUGCUGCCUUGACCGGGUAUAUUUCACUCCAGUAAGAGACUAGUUGCUAUUUUAGCUUGCAGGUUAUUCAAUGGCAAGAGCUGGUUAGUUGGUAUUUUAGUUUUUUUUUUUUUUUGAGUAAGAGUUGGUAUUUUAGUUUUUUUUUGUGAAAACGGUUCCUGUAUUUUAAUGAGAACCUACAUUUUACUAUAAGUUACUUUGUGAACUUCCUCUACCUCUAGUCUACUUGUUUUAGUAAUAAGACAGUAAUUAAAACUAGUACGUAAGGUCCGCAACAAAGACACUAUUUCUUGAGGGAUUAGCGAACUAUUGAGAUCUUGGGUCAGCAUCUCACAUUCUGUCAAUACUUUGAUUCGGUCUAAUCCAAGCGUCGAAGCUUUCUUCAUUGUCAGGAGACAAGUUAAUGCCUCAGCUUGGAAGGGGGAUAGGGAGUUGAGUAUGACAGCUUUGAUUUGCAUAACCAUGUCAUUAUGAGAUCUUAGUUUUCAUUCUCCUGCUGCACUAUGUGACUGAAGAUCAUAUGAUCCAUCAAUCAAAAUGGAGGAGCAAUCUCUUGAUGGAAGUUGUUGCGCAGAGCUUGGAAGAACAUUCUGUUGUUGAUCCUUUUGCGAAAUCUCUUCUUGUGACAAUAAAAGUCAUGAUGAAUCUGUUGCCAAUGAACAAAAGGAUCUGAAUCUUGAUUCCGCCAGACUUUAUUGUUCCUUCCCAACCAUAUCUACCAACGAAUAAUGAAGUGAAACUCAAUAUCCAAAAGUGUCGGCCCAACUUGCAUCCAAAUCAUGAACCAUUCCAGUAAGGAAGAAGUAGAAUUAUUCAUAACGUUUGCAUAAAUUGGUGGCGCUGAAUUCUAAAUUGCUCUGGAGUGCGGGCAUUCCAAAAACAAAUGCAUAAUCGACUCUUCUUCUAACAGACAUCAAGGACAGGUACUAGACACUGGAAUGCCUCG
Oldenlandia corymbosa var. corymbosa is the source of this 2906-nucleotide messenger RNA. NCBI's taxonomy places the organism in Eukaryota, Viridiplantae, Streptophyta, Magnoliopsida, Gentianales, Rubiaceae. The record is from the annotation of a GenBank genome assembly.